CCUGCAGUUCAGCGGUUGGACUGCUCCUGUGUGAUUACUGACCAUGCCCCUGGAGCUCGACGCCCCCGCAACACAACCGCGUUCUGUUCACUCUGUUCUGCUCGGACGCUGUUGAUCAAACCCCGCUUGAGAGCCGUUCGGCGGGCCGUCAAGAGAGGAGAGGGAAGAUAAGACAAUACGCACAGGGUCCAGCGAGCGGACAGCCAUUGCUUUUUGCUUUCGUUGUUAAUAAAGAAAGCACCGUCUCUGCUGUGAAUCACCAAAACAUCAAGAGCCAAGCGGUGGGAAAACAGCAGUGAGUCGCUCUAUUGUCUCUGUGACUGUGACUGUGCGGAUUGUCUGAAUAUGAAGAUGUCUGAUCUGGCCGUGUUGUUGCUGCCGGUCCUGUGUAGCAUCAUCAGCACCUUCAGCGCAGCAUCCUCAGUAUCCCGGAAGUGUGAGGACAGUUUGGCCACUCCUCUCCCCUACAGCUCCUUCACCAGUUCAUCAGUGUAUGCUCGAGACCAUGGAGCUGGUUACGCUAAACUCAAUCGGAAACAAGGUGCUGGAGGGUGGUCACCCUCGGACACAGACCGUUACCAGUGGUUACAGGUGGACCUGGGUUCACGGAAGCAGGUGGUUGCUGUAGCGACACAGGGUCGCUACAGUAGCUCUGACUGGACCAGCAAAUAUAUGCUGCUUUACAGUGACACACAGAAAAACUGGCGGCCUUAUCUACAGGAUGGAAACAUCUGGACAUUUGAGGGGAACGUGAACAAUGAUGGUGUGGUUCGCCAUGAGCUGCAGCAUGCCAUUCUGGCUCAGUACAUCCGCUUCAUCCCACUGGACUGGAGCAGUGAGGGACGCAUCGGACUACGUCUGGAGGUCUACGGCUGCUCAUACUGGGCAGAUGUGAUCAGUUUCGACGGCCAUGGCAUCAUCUCAUACCGCCUCAGGAGUAAAAAGAUGAAGAUUGUGAGGGAUGUCAUCUCUCUGAAGUUUAGAACCACGGCAGGAGAUGGGGUGCUGCUCCAUGGAGAGGGACAGCAGGGAGACUACAUUUCCCUGGAGCUCCGUGGGGCACGACUGCGGCUCAGCAUCAACCUAGGCAGUAACCAGUAUGGUUCCAUCCAGGGUCACACCUCUGUGACCAGUGGGAGCUUACUGGAUGAUGACCACUGGCACUCAGUUGUCAUAGAGCGUUACCGUAGGAAUGUCAACUUCACUCUGGAUCACCACGUUCAGCAGUUCAGGACCAAUGGAGAGUUUGACCACCUGGACCUGGACUAUGAGAUCAGUUUUGGAGGGUUGCCUGUAUCAGCAAAGCCAAGCUCAGGAGGCAGACAGAACUUUGUGGGCUGUAUGGAGGGAAUCACCUACAACGGAGACAACAUCACUAACCUGGUCCGCAGGAACAAGGUGGACACCUCCAGCUUUCGUAAUCUGACUUUCUCGUGUGCUGAGUCCAACUCCUUCCCGGUCUUCUUCAACUCCACAUCCUUCCUGCGGCUGCCAGGUCAGAGUGACAGCGACACUCUGUCAGUCAGUCUGUCUUUCAGGACAUGGAACCCCAAUGGGCUGCUGAUGUUCACAGCACUGGCUGACGGCUGGGUGGAGCUGGGACUGACGGAUGGCAAGAUCACAGUCUACAUGAAUGUGACGCAGAAGAAGAACACUCGUAUUGACAUCUCAUCAGGUUCGGGUCUGAAUGAUGGACAAUGGCACAGUGUCCAUCUGAAUGCACUGGAGAACUAUGCUAUGCUGACAGUUGAUGGAGACGAGGCAUCCACAGUCAGAACAGCCAUUCCCAUCCAGAUCCAGACUGGAGGAACAUACUACUUCGGAGGCUACUUCCUGCACACUAACUCCCGGUCACUUCAGCGCUCCUUCCAGGGCUGCAUGCAGAUGAUCCACAUAGACGACCAUCUAGCUGACCUCAGGGCUGUGGAACAGGGCCUCAUUGGAACCUUUGAAAAUGUCAGCCUGGAUAUGUGUGCCAUUAUAGACAGGUGUGUCCCUAACCACUGUGAGCAUGGUGGUCUCUGUUCUCAGACGUGGGAUACAUUCAGCUGCAACUGUAGCAGCACUGGAUACACUGGAGCUACCUGCCAUACAUCAAUGUUUCAGCAGUCCUGUGAGGAGUACAAACACCUCGGUAAGAGCUCAGGGAGCUACUGGAUAGACCCAGAUGGCAGUGGAUCUAUCGCCCCCUUCAGAGUCAGCUGUGACAUGACAGAGGAGAAGGUUUGGACCACGCUGAAAAACAAUCUGUCUCCUCAGACGUCAGUCACCAGUGCAGACCAGGAGGGGAAGGCAGUGCUGCAGAUCACUUACAAUGUGACUGAUGAACAGGUGCUGUCAGUCACCAGCACUGCUGAGAAGUGUGAACAGUAUGUAGCGUAUGCCUGCCGAAUGUCUCGUCUGCUCAACUCUCCUGGUGGCGUACCGUUUAGCUGGUGGGUAGGAAGAGCCAAUGAAAGACAUUUUUAUUGGGGGGGUUCAGGACCAGGGAUACAGAAGUGUUCCUGUGGUAUCGAACACAAUUGCACUGUCCCCAAACACUACUGCAACUGUGACGCUGACCUGCGCACCUGGAGGGAGGAUGCAGGCCUGUUGGUGUAUAAAGACCAUUUACCAGUCAGUCAGGUUGUGGUCGGUGAUACAAGCAGAGCUGGAUCUGAAGCCAAACUAACAAUAGGGCCGCUCAGAUGCCAUGGGGACCGGAACUACUGGAAUGCAGCAUCCUUCACCAGCCCUGCCUCCUACCUCCACUUUCCUUCCUUCAGAGGAGAAACCAGCACUGAUAUUUCCUUCUACUUCAAGACUUCCUCCACUCAUGGGGUCUUUCUAGAGAACCUGGGAACCACCAACUUCCUUCACAUUGAACUCCAAGGAGGCUCGGUGGUCUCCUUCUCCUUUGAUGUUGGCAGUGAGCGGGUGGAGCUCAGCGUCCACUCGCCGGUGCCUCUGAACAAUGACCAAUGGCAUCGUGUGGAAGCUGAGAAGAACAUCAAAGAGGCAGUGCUGCAGCUUAAUGGGCAGUACAGAGAAGUCAGACUUACCCCCCCACAGGGACACACAAAACUGGAGUUCUACAGUGAUCUAUAUGUUGGUGCCUCGGGUGGUCAGAGGGGUUUCCUGGGCUGCAUGCGGUCUCUGAAGAUGAAUGGUGUGACCUAUAACCUGGAGGAGAGGGCAAAGGUGACUCCAGGGGUGAAUCCAGGCUGCCAGGGCCACUGCAGCAGCUACGGGAUGCACUGCAGGAAUGGAGGGAAGUGUGUGGAGCAGUACAAUGGAUACUCCUGUGACUGCUCCCUCACAGCAUACGAUGGACCCUUCUGCACUGACGAUGUGGGCGGCUACUUUGAGACAGGAACCCUUGUGCGUUAUGACUUUCUGCCAGAGGCAGGACCUUUUGCGUUGCAGGAGGUGAAGAGCCUGUCAAGUGUUGGUGUUCCCAGUGAGGCCAACCUGACUCAGGAAGAGCUGGUGUUCAGCUUCAGCACCUCCAGCACUCCCAGCAUCCUGGUCUACAUCAGCUCCAGGACUCAGGACUACUUGGCUGUGGUGCUCAGGCACAAUGGCACUCUCCAGAUCCGCUACAGCCUUGGGGGGCUAACAGAACCUUACACCAUAGAUGUUGACCACCGCAACGUGGCCAAUGGACAGCCACACUCUGUCAACAUAACCAGGAACUUAAGGGAGAUACGACUACAGCUGGACCACUACCCAGUGUCCACAUACACUCUGCCUGAGGCCUCCGACACCCAGUUCAACUUGGUCAAAAGUAUCUUUCUCGGAAAGGUCUUUGAAACAGGACAGAUUGACCCCAUCCUGAUCGAGCGGUAUAACACACCGGGCUUUGUGGGCUGUCUGUCAAGAGUUCAGUUAAACAGUGUGGCACCACUGAAGGCUGCGCUGCGCUCUGGCCUGGCAGCACCCGUCAGCACCCAUGGGAUCCUGGUCCCAUCCAACUGUGGAGCCUCUCCCCUGACCAUCUCCCCCAUGGUCUCGGCUAGUGACCCCUGGCACAUAGAAGCUGCUGGAGCUGUUUUCCCCUUCAAUGAGGACAAGGCCAUUGGUGAUGGAGUGGAUCGCAACUCUGCCAUAAUUGGAGGUAUCAUCGCCAUGGUGAUCUUCACUGUCUUGUGCAUCAUGGUGUUUGUGAUCCGUCACAUGUUCCGUCACAAAGGCUCCUACCACACCAACGAGGCCAAGGGAGCAGAGUCAGCAGAUUGUGCUGACGCAGCGAUCAUUGUCAAUGACCCAGCCUUCACCGAAACAAUUGACGAGAGCAAGAAGGAGUGGUUCAUCUGAGCCCCUCAACAACAUUGACACAUGACAUUGGAUGUAUGUAGUUUUCUAAGCAUAGGGAGUAGUAGUGAGGUGACCACCUAUGGAACCUUGAGGAUGUGCCGAACGGUUUAUUUAAAAACUUUAUGGACAAUGGACACCAUGGCAUUACAGUAUUGGUAUUAAAGCACAGGGCACAGUGCUGCCUGGCAGAGCCCAUGUGGAGAUGUGGAGCGGUGUAUCUUAACUUAUUUUGGACAGUGUGACAGGAUGACAGCCUCCAGAUGGUUUAGAGGAUGGUGCUGUGAAGUUACAGGCCUUGGAUGUGUGAGUGAUUACUGUUCAGAGCAAGAUGUGAGUUCACUAGCUUUUGUUUUAAAAUUUGUUUUAUAUCAUUUUGAAUUUGAUUUCAGUUUAUUUAUUUAUUUAUAUUUAAGUCAUAUUUUUUCAGAAAAGUUCUUACAUUGUUUGCCUUUAUUUAUUUUUAUAGAUUAAUAUCUUUAUGCCUUCUUGCGAUAUAUUAGUAUUCCAGGUUAGCUAAUAAUAAUGAUCAUAUAUGUUGCUGCUGAUGGGCAGCCAACCAAUAAUGCUCCACAUCUGUAGCAAUGCUCAUAAAUUCCAGUUGUUGUUUUUUUAAUGUUCAAUCUCAUGUUUAAUCAUUUGCCUUAUUUUAUAUUACUGUCAGUAAAGUUUAGUUUUAGCCCUAUAACUGUAAACUUAAGCAUAUGUGUGUGUGUAGUGACAGGCUUGCUAGUCUGUGAAGGAGAUGUAGCCAUGAGUUUGUCAUCAUCAUUUGGACUAAGAAUGGGAGAAAGGAAAUGACACUUCUAUUUUUUUUUUUUUGCAUAUACGUACCCAACAGUGUCCCUUAAUGACUUUUGGACACUGAUUGUUGAAACUCUAUUAUUGCAUCUUUUAUUCUACUGUUUUUCCUGUCAAAUGAGUUCAGGGAGGAGCUCAGCUUUUGAAGAAUUAACUGAGUCCUGUCAGUCCACAAGAGCCCAACUCACUGAUUUGUUGGUUGUCUUUGUUGAGGUUGUCUUUUAUUAGCAAUGCUAGCACAUGAUAAUGCAAAAACAUCUGUCUGAAAAUGAUACCACAUACCAAAAGCUUUCUCAACAUAACUGCAAUUUAAGGAAUAUUGCAACAUUUUGGAGAUUAAGUUUAUCUCUGUACGUCCAGUACAGAGACAGGUGUGUAGCAGGUGAAAAUUACUAGCUUAGCUCCAUCGUAAGUGAACCAAUCUACCUUCCAACAACUCCACAGCUGGCUGAUUUACUCAGUUAGCUUUCAAUCUCCAUCCAAAAGUCAGCUUUGUGAACAGUAGAAUUAAAACCUGACAGCCAAAAACCUGUGCUUUUUCUAUUUCGACACCAGAUAAAAUGUAUGAAACACAGCUUGGAGUUGUUGGAAGCUUGGCUCUAGAGACAAGACCAAGACUGUGCUGUUGUGAGAUCAAUUCAAGAAAAUCCAUGAGUCCAAAAAGGGGUCAAGUGUGAGUUUAGACAGAAUUUAAAUGGCUUGAAAUGUGAUAAAACAGGAAACAAUUUUGGAGCAACUCUCAGAAGAUCAUCUCUGAGAAAAAAGAAAUAGAAAGAAAAUAUUCUUGUACAAUGUUACAAGCAAACUGUGAUGGCUAUUAUAUGGUGAAGACACUGAAAAAUAAGCACACAUUAAUCACAGUUCAGAAAUGUGUAUGGGAUAUUACAGAAUUUUGCGCCUCUCCAGUCGGCAACCAGAGCAGCAAACCAUGCUGGUCAAGAUAAAGAAAUAAAAGCUAAAGUGGUUGUGGUUGAGACCAAAUAGGUGGGAUGGGAGGCUGAGAUCAGGACAAGUCCAAGUCAAAACAUUCACAAGACCAGGAUAAUAGAGCAAACAUCUUCAGGCAACUUGAGAACUACAGCCCUGGUUGGAAGCUGUAUUUCUUUCUCUCUUGAUGGAGCUAGGCUAGCAAGGUCUUUGUGCUAAACUGGGCUUAAAACAUCUUGGCCCUUUCUCUCUGUACUGGAUGAGAGAUGAUGAAAUGAGAUGAAUAAGAUUAAACAGAUACUGAGAUUCUCAUCUAAUUCUGUGCAACACAGCUAACAAGCAGCUUGUCAAAGCGUUUGUUUCACUCUCCUUCAAAGGGACAUAAUCAGCCUUGAUUAAAAGAAUGCUAGGAAUACAUUUUCCCCAGCUACUAAGAAAGUCUCAUUUAUUUCCAUUUAACUUAGUAUUUUUGGAAAGAGAACCAGUAUUAGAGAUAGAAACCAGUAUUAAUGAUAUUGAUUUGUCAUAAGUUUACUUCCUCUGUCUGGUAGAGCUUCAGAUUCAGUGAAUUUGGCAUUGGGAUGGUAUGGCAGGUGCAGCCAUGUUGAGGACUGUACCCAGCUUCUUCCUGUUGCUACUCUGACUGUUUAGAUGGACUGAGAGGACUUCGUUCAGAAUUCUUCUCUCCUUAAAAAAAACCUGAGCCAUGUCUUUGAUUUUCAUGAAGUACAAUGAUGUUUCUGAAAAAGAAUGUUUGUUGUUCACAUACAAAACUACGGCUUACAUCUUGACAUUUGAUUGUAUUGCAUUUGUAUUUCUUUGACUGCAGCACAGUGUAGUGGCAUGCUGUUUGACACUGAAUGAUGGAAAUGUUUCUGUUUCAUAAGCCACUGUAGCAUCACAUUGCUUUUUCUUCAUGUUAUAUGUACAAAACUUUGCUUAACUGUUCUUUUUAUAGCAGAUUUCCCAUUCUUUCUUCUCCUCAGUGCUUUUCUCAUUGUCUUGAAAAUUUUGAUGCUUCCUCUUGGAAAGCCCAGUAAAAUAUGAUUACAAAUCUUA
Thunnus maccoyii (southern bluefin tuna) is the source of this 7080-nucleotide messenger RNA. RefSeq names its product contactin associated protein 2b (gene cntnap2b). The record is from RefSeq and is a predicted model, not a curated record. The transcript is spliced from 25 exons. Bases 346 to 4296 code for a protein of 1316 amino acids. Lineage: Eukaryota; Metazoa; Chordata; Actinopteri; Scombriformes; Scombridae.